Molecule: messenger RNA, 1710 nt
Organism: Maylandia zebra (zebra mbuna)
Lineage: Eukaryota; Metazoa; Chordata; Actinopteri; Cichliformes; Cichlidae
Source: RefSeq, a predicted model, not a curated record
CUGAAAGUAAACUGGUGUUUGUGCUUCAGUCUCUGGGAGUGUUUGCAGUGUGCUGCUUUAUGUGUCCGCAGUCUGACUGAGGAUUAGACUUAAUGGGAUUUUGACUGCAGGAUGAAGAUUCUGCUGCUCCUCUUACUCAUUUCCCAGCAUGCCACAGCAGUGGAGGUGUACGAGGGGGCAGAGUCUGUUCUGCUGCCCUGUCAGUUACUAGCUGCUCCCAGUGAGUUCACAGCAGCAGUGUGGGACCGCAAGGACCUCAACAUCCCAACAGUCCAUGUUCGUGUGAAGAGUGGUGAUGAUUUGGAUGACCAAAACCAGCGUUACACCAACCGAACAUCUAUGAGUGCUGAUGCUCUGCAAACUGGAGACCUCAGCCUCACUCUGAGAAACCCGACAGUCUCUGACAGUGGAACCUACACCUGUAUCCUCCGCAUCGCUGGACGAGAUGUGAGCUGGAUUUACUUACAACUGAAGGUCACAGAACCUCCUCCUCCACCUCCUCCAGUCUGGCCCAAAGUUCUCUCAGCUGUCUUGGUUCCUGUGGUUGUCCUGGCUAUUUGCUGUGGUAUCGGCAUGUUUUGUGGAUAUAAAAGGCUGAAAAAUAAAGAAGUUCGUGAGGUGGAGGUGGGUUCAGGUGUGACGUCUGCCAAGCUGCCCUGCAAAGCCACAGUUCACCUGUCUCAGGUAAAUAAAGUUGUGUGGAAGGACAGAGAUGGCAGGAUAGUCCACGUGUAUCAGGAAGACUCUGAUCAGCCUGAAAAACCGCACAGACGUUACAGGAGCCGAACAGAAAUGAAUGAAGACCUCAGUCUGACCCUGACAUACCCCACAGAAACUGACACAGACACCUACACCUGCACCGCCUACAGCAGGGAGGGAAAAGUCCUGAUGGAGAAAAAAGUGGAGCUGAAAGUCAAAGACUGUCAUGUAGAAGUGAAGGACGGGGCGAAGUCUGUCCUGCUGCCCUUUCAAACCACAGAAAACCUGCCUGAAGACACUGAAGUGGUGUGGAAAUGCCUUGAACCCAAGUACAUGAAGGUCUAUGUGUAUGAGAACCGCUCUGACCAUCCUGACAAACAGGACGAACAUUACAAAGAUCGAACGGAGAUGAAGAAAGACCUGCUGACCGCUGGAGACCUCGGUCUGACCCUGAAAAACCCCACGGAGGGUGACAGUGGGAGAUACGGCUGUGAGGUCAACAACAAGGAAACCUGGAGAUACAAGAGAGUGUGGCUCACAGUCAUAGGGAAUAACCAGGCCAAGAAACAAACAGAUAACAUCAGGAUCAGGUCCAAUGAUCAAUCAGUUUGAUGUGUUCGUUUCAUUAUUAAUCUGAUUUCAAAGAGCAAAGGUCCGUGAAGGACAUCAUGAACAGACAAUGGAUGAAGGGCGGAAGAUGAUUUCACCUGAUACUGAGCCCUUUGUUUGUUAUUAGUCUCAGUGAGGUCAACAGUCUGUCCUCAUAUUUGUCAGUUCUCAGUAUGAUUAGACAAGCAACAGUGUCACUUUACUGUUGGCUGUUUCAGUAACAUGAAGAAAGUACAGUGCAAGAAAUAUAUCAAUAUCAUCUGCAUGUGAUGUGAAAGAAUGUGAAGCACCAUUUAUACAUUUGUUCAAUGAACAUUUUAUAUAGACUAAGGUACACAAGUAUUCAUUAACCCUUUAAAACUGUUAGGAGCGGUAGACGGAUGGAUGGAUGGAUGGAUAAAA